AUGAAAACAUCGAGACAUGUUACUGAAAUAGCAAAUAAAAAGGGUGGCAGAAUUGUGAAUAAAAUUGUCAUGUUCUCACAGGUCUUCAAGUUGUUCAGGAAAGUUUGGGUUGAAAGAUUGAAGGAUGUGAUUGAAAGAUUGAAGAAUGUGGUUGAAAGAUUGAAGGAUGUGGUUGAAAGGUUGAAGAAUGUGGUUGAAAGAUUGAAGAAUGUGGUUGAAAGAUUGAAGAAUGUGGUUGAAAGAUUGAAGGAUGUGAUUGAAAGAUUGAAGAAUGUGGUUGAAAGAUUGAAGGAUGUGAUUGAAAGAUUAAAGAAUGUGAUUGAAAGAUUGAAGGAUGUGGUUGAAAGGUUGAAGAAUGUGGUUGAAAGAUUGAAGAAUGUGGUUGAAAGAUUGAAGAAUGUGGUUGAAAGAUUGAAGAAUGUGGUUGAAAGAUUGAAGAAUGUGGUUGAAAGAUUGAAGAAUGUGAUUGAAAGAUUGAAGAAUGUGAUUGAAAGAUUGAAGAAUGUGGUUGAAAGAUUGAAGAAUGUGAUUGAAAGAAUGAAGAAUGUGAUUGAAAGAUUGAAGGAUGUGAUUGAAAGAUUGAAGGAUGUGAUUGAAAGAUUGAAGAAUGUGGUUAAAAGAUUGAAGAAUGUGGUUGAAAGAUUGAAGGAUGUGAUUGAAAGAUUGAAGAAUGUGGUUGAAAGAUUGAAGGAUGUGAUUGAAAGAUUGAAGAAUGUGGUUGAAAGAUUGAAGAAUGUGGUUGAAAGAUUGAAGAAUGUGGUUGAAAGAUUGAAGAAUGUGGUUGAAAGAUUGAAGGAUGUGAUUGAAAGAUUGAAGAAUGUGGUUGAAAGAUUGAAGAAUGUGGUUGAAAGAUUGAAGAAUGUGGUUGAAAGAUUGAAGAAUGUGGCUGAAAGAUUGAAGAAUGUGGUUAAUAGACUGAACGAGUUUAAAGGCUGA
This is a messenger RNA of Biomphalaria glabrata, 936 nucleotides long. RefSeq names its product kinetochore protein Nuf2-like. The record is from RefSeq and is a predicted model, not a curated record. Lineage: Eukaryota; Metazoa; Mollusca; Gastropoda; Planorbidae. The transcript has a single exon. Bases 1 to 936 code for a protein of 311 amino acids. Gene Ontology annotation, biological process: signal transduction. Gene Ontology annotation, cellular component: membrane.